Neofelis nebulosa (Clouded leopard) is the source of this 586-nucleotide messenger RNA. Its product is annotated as putative SNURF-like protein. Gene Ontology annotation, cellular component: nuclear speck. The coding region runs from base 1 to 492 and encodes 163 amino acids. The transcript is spliced from 2 exons. NCBI's taxonomy places the organism in Eukaryota, Metazoa, Chordata, Mammalia, Carnivora, Felidae. The record is from RefSeq and is a predicted model, not a curated record.
AUGGGCCCAGAGGUGGGCUUGCACCCUAGAAUGACCGACACACGAGAUGAGGGUUCAGAAGCACGGCAUCCAGGCCCCACGACGGCAGGGAAUGGGGGAGUGAGUCUUAGGCACAAGCAGAGGCCCAGUUACCAGAACCAAGACCUAAAGUUGAGGUUUCAACUAGCAGCCAUGGGCGCAGCUGCAACUAGCAGCUGGCUCAGUCUCGCGGUGGAGCGAGCCAGGGACGGCUUACACCCGACACGGACUGUGGAACCGCACGUGCCCGAGGUGCAAGUCCAAGUCAAAUGUCGAAGGAGAGCCUCCCUGAGCGACCAAGGGUGUCAGCUGUACCCAAGGCGGUCUCGGCAGCAGCAAGUACCUGUGGUGGAUUUCCAGGCCGAACUGGGACGGCGAUUCUUCGCUGGGACACCAAGCAGUGGUGAAAGCAGCACUGGAACAUCCAGCUUAGCCGAUUGCCAGCGGAAGAAGCAGCCUCCGUCUACUGUUUGAAGCUCCUGCCCCAAGCUUGCACUGUGUGUAGGAGAGCCUCCGUCACACCUUUAUCUGUAGCCUUCCCCCAGGCCUUAAGGAUCCUGAAACCUUA